CGCCAUCCACAGCAGUAGCAGCAGUGCCAAGCAGCAGAAGCAGAAGAAGCACCCCGAACAUGAAGAGGUCUAUCGCAACCAUUUUCUGCUGGGCAUGUUGGGCCUUAUGUGACUCAUCUUCUUUGUUAACCGCAGGGUCACAAUACUCAUCGUUCUCGGCAACAGGAGGCGAUCGACGCAUGACAGCAGCUUGGCGACCUACAAGAGCACAGAGGCACCCGCCGACUACAGCAGUAAUGACCGCAACUGAGCCGAACCACACGAAGAGAACGUGGGUGCGGAGUGUGGCGUCUACUGUUGCCGCCCUCUCGGUAUUGGUGUGUGCAUCAGUCACGACGCCUCUCGACGCCACCGCAGCUUCGGCGAGCCCGCAGCAGCCUGUUGUCGAGGCCCUUGUGCAGCUUGCCGACGAGGAAGUUGACUGGACAAAGCUGCUCCCAGACCCUGGUCAAGCUCCCGGUGCGAGCAUGAUCAUCACGGCUAGCAAGGAGAGAGGUGGCAAGCCUUCCCUCGGAGCGAGCGUGGCGAUGGACCGACUCAAGUUUCCCGUCAUGAUGCAGCUGUUUCCUAGAAACGCCGUUGGAGGGGCGAGCUGGCCGGGCGAUUUUGAGGAGCAAGGCACAUACUCCGUUGAGGUGCGCAGUGUUUUUCGGCUCAAGCAUAGUUUUUUGCUUUAA
Ectocarpus sp. CCAP 1310/34 is the source of this 677-nucleotide messenger RNA. The record is from the annotation of a GenBank genome assembly. NCBI's taxonomy places the organism in Eukaryota, Phaeophyceae, Ectocarpales, Ectocarpaceae.